CAAAACUGUAAUGGCAUGAAAACUGACAGAUCAAAGGUUUAUGGAUAGAUUUAUGAAUUAUUACAGGUCUAGAAUAAAAAUGGUUUUCUGCUAGUAUUGGCUCAGGGGCCAUGUAUAACUUAAUAGCAUCAGCUAGUAACUUAAUAGCUACGAUCUGAGUGUCAUUAAAAAUUCACAUGGUUCAUUACAGUAUAUAAUGAAUCCUUGGCUGAUUAAAAAUUAAUUUUUGUCUCGUCUAAGAGAUAAAAGACAUUUACGAGAUAGUUAGUGGGACAAAUUAAUUUAGAAUCUAAAUUCUCAUUGUAUGAAACGAACAAUUCCUUGUUGUAUUCCUCCCCCAUACAUGAGGUUGGCGAUAGUUAAUCCGAAACUCUGCCAAAUUAGUAGCGUUAACCGGUAAUCGUUCGGAUAUUUUAUAUAUACAAAUGCGAGACAAAUUUAAUGAAUGAAAAAAAUUAAGUGUAGACUUACUUGCAUUAUAGCAACGUGGUUUCAAAACCGUUAGCUUCAGAAAAGACCAAAUAAAGCGGUUUCAAUUUCUUUCUCGGGACUCUAUCAGAAGAGGGAGAUAACUCUAAUGACUUCCGUUAAUCACUUUCAAAUCACUUCAUAACAGACACUUGCAAUCUCACUUUCCUAUCUUUGUCUGUUUAUUUAUACAUCUGACAUCCUCUUGUGUCAUGAAUUGAAAACGAGAGGCUGUAUUAUUCCAUUUAACCUAAAAUAACGGAUAAUAAGAUUUCUGAACUAGAAGUGAAAGUAGUUAAAAUAUGGCUGUUUGUAAGUAUUUUCUGCAAGGAAAUUGCCGUUAUGGUAAUAAAUGCUGGUUCGAUCAUACAAGAGGCGGCAGCGGUAAUAAUAACAGUCAAAGGCAGCUUAAUUUUGAUAAUUAUGAAAGCAGAGAAGCCAGAGGAAAUGUUUUCCAAUCCAAUAAUCGCCAGCAACAGAACAAAUUCAAAUGGGUUGCACCACACUUGUCAACUGGUCCCGAGCCUGCGCCCCAGCUGCAGCAACAGUCACCACAAGAGAUUAUUUCAACUUUGUCUCGAGAAAUUACAAAUUGGGAAGCUAGCAAAAUGUGGCUGUUAUCAUGUAUUAGUUUUGGCAAGUCAGGACCUUCCAUUCCAGGUAUGGUCGACAUGUCCCCCGAUGAGUUACGGUGUGAAGCUUAUAACGCAUUGAAGAGUGAACGAUUUCAAGAUUAUGUAAGUCAAAAGGUUUCAUUU
Molecule: messenger RNA, 1226 nt
Organism: Octopus bimaculoides (California two-spot octopus)
Lineage: Eukaryota; Metazoa; Mollusca; Cephalopoda; Octopoda; Octopodidae
Product: nucleoporin NUP42
Molecular function (GO): metal ion binding
Source: RefSeq, a predicted model, not a curated record